GAUAAUGCUCGAUUCUGCGAUAGUCGACGUGAGGUAGAAUAUCAGAGCGCUGAGUCACCUGCAGGGCUGCAACAAGUUGAUGACGGCAUUGCCGGAAUGGGCCGAGGUGACCAGCAGACAAUAUCGUUAUCAAACCAUUAGUUGACAGAAUUAGUACCAACUGUCACUAUUUGCUAGAUUUCAGACCGAGAUAUGAAACAAAAUUGCUCCUGUCGAUGAAUGAACCUCUAAUUAUGAUUCGACCACACAGGAUUGCACUGUCGAUCCCAGAUAUACUCUCAGCCUCACGAAUUGCACUUCACUAGCUCGGUUAUCCUUGUCCAUUAAUAUAGAAUGCACGAAGACCGUUUCAAAUGAAGCGUUGGUGGUAUUCUCUUCUCUACCCAGCUACACGACAAACGAAACCUCGGCAAGCCGCCUGAACGUAUCUAUGUGCACUCCCAUCUCUCGUUGCCCUUGCUUGAAUGACAAAGUACUGUUUCGGUUCGUUGAUUCUUUUACUCGUUCUUCUGGGCAGCUCGCUCCUCUUCGAGCUUGAUGUAGUAGUUGUCGCGGGCGUUGGUUCGGGGCAUGUGGAAGCCGUACCUGGUUCGGAAUGUUGGCCAUGACGAAGCCGGAGCCUACAAUAUUGCUAGUCAGCUAGGUGCAUUCCAACCAACCACAUGAUUCGAAUUGUCAGCUCCUCGAAACAUCCUCCUCUUAGAAUAUGUAAUUGCCGAUUCAUGGAAUCCGAAUCAAUCUACCAGAAAAAUCGACGUACCGAGUGCGAUGCUGAGGUCCAGGACGAGGUUUCGUCGGAGCAUCUAGCACAAUUGUCAGUCCACGAAAAGCUCUGGUACCGGGAGGCUCAGGCUCCUCUGGCCCGGUCGAGUGUCAAAAGCGAGCCAUUGAGUCGAAGGAAACAUACACCGGUGAUGGGUCGGACGGCCAUUGUGACUAGUUUACUUUUGCGAAGCUGUUCGGGCGAAGGAGCGAGGCUCUCGAGAAAGUAUAGAGGUGCUGGGAAGUUUCGAUGUGGUCAAGCAGUUCCAAGUUGAUUCCGAAGAUGGGCUGAUGUUAAUCGCGCUAACACCCGAGUCACGUGCACGUCAUUCGGUUGAACAACGGCGAAUUAUGCCAAAAAGAAUCUCGCCCAUUGAAACGACCUCCAGCUGGAAGAUACAACAGGUAGACAGUGGUCGGUUUGCUGAACCCGACAAUAUCUGCUACCAUGAGUCUCCGACUUGCCGCGCGGCGGCUGGCAGUAUCAGGUACGACAACGCUCAGUCCGCUUUCUUUGCAACUCAAUUGGCCCAGAAGCUACAUGGACUAAUCAAGAGCGUUUCUCUACAGCAAGGACCGCACACCCUAUAUCUAGUACACCAGCUCCUGUUUUCUCUACUACUGUCGGACCCUCAGUACAACGACGGCAUAAAUGGGCCUCCAAUCUCUUCAAAGGAUGGGGCAAACCCCGGAACAAAGACGCUGGAGCUUCACCGGCACAGGACCCUACAUCUCUGCUCGACGACCCCAAGAGCCGUGAAGAAUAUCUACAGAAGAGCAUGUACAGCGGCGUGGAGGACAACAUUUUCCAGGAUGAGAUCGAAAAAGUUAGUACCGACACUACACCGGGUGCCCCCGAGAUCGAGCAAAAGACGAAAGAGAACAUGGCCAUGGUUGUGGACCCCGAUCCUCGAAGUCGAGUGCGUUGGCAGCGCAAGAAGGUUAUUCAGAUGGUUCGCCGCAACGGCCGUCUGACAAGAGACGAGAGCAUUCAGAUGUCCGAGCGCGAACUUCUGCACAAGAGCGAGUUUAUGCCCACAAGUGUCAAGAAACUCGUAAUGCUGGCCCGCCAGAUCGCAGGAAAGAGCGUCGACGACGCCAUCGUGCAGAUGAAGUGGUCCAAGAAGAAGAUGGCGGCCGAAGUUGGAUAUUACCUUGAGGAGGCUCGAGAUUUGGCUAUUGCACAGCGUGGUAUGGGACUCGGAAAAGUCAACAAUGAGACUCUGAAAACUCCCAAGAAGAUCCAAACAGUCGAUGGCAAAUGGAUCGAGAUUGAGGACCCUACGCGAAUGUAUAUCGCUCAAUCGUGGGUUGGGAGGGGCCCCUGGCGAGGGAAGAGAAUCGACUACAAGGGUCGUGGACGAAUGGGCAUCAUCAGACAUCCCAGCACAAGUCUAACGGUGUUACUCAAGGAAGAAAAGACAAGAAUACGAGAAUACGAGGAGCGUGUGGAAAAGAAGAACAAGAAGGGACCCUGGGUGCAUCUCCCCAACCGACCAGUAUAUGGACAGAGGCCAUAUUACUCGUGGUAGAACCACGACUGCCAUCCGAAAAUGAAGUUUAAAAAAGAGACGGAGUCUUCAGGCGUCGCCAGAGGCCACCAUGUAAUUUCUCAUAGAAACUUGUAAGAUAUGUACAGUGAAUGGGAUGCACUUGACUGAGAUUGAAGUUUACGCGCCAGUGCUAACUUGAUCGACUUGGUGUGGUAUGUUGGCUCUGGCUGUAUGCUCAUAAAAUAAUCGUCCGACGUCGAGUUAAUCCCAAUCUUGGUGCCACUCAUGAUUAACAAACCCAUGACGUCUGCCCUUCGCGGGUAUAGCCAUACCGUUUCAUGAAGCGAUAUGUGCUGGUGCCUCGCCGACUGGCUAAUAUCGGACUACAAUUAGAC
Molecule: messenger RNA, 2650 nt
Organism: Fusarium verticillioides 7600
Lineage: Eukaryota; Fungi; Ascomycota; Sordariomycetes; Hypocreales; Nectriaceae
Exons: 3
Coding region: 1542-2294 (250 amino acids)
Biological process (GO): ribosome assembly; translation
Cellular component (GO): ribosome; mitochondrial large ribosomal subunit
Molecular function (GO): structural constituent of ribosome
Source: RefSeq, a predicted model, not a curated record